GUUUUAACCUGCUCUGCAGCUGUAGUUUAAUGCAUCAAAACAUCUGAAGAACGCAGUUGCAUAGUCUUCCAGUAAGGUCUUAGAUUCAGUUUCAAACAUACGGAAAAUGCGUAAAGAGCCGCUUAUGCUGGACGCAAACUGCUCUGCCCAGCGGGCGCCGUCGCGUUUGCUGCGUUCCUCUGUGAGGAUAAGGCGCAUCGAUGCACUCGUCCCCGACCUCGUUCCCUAAAUGUGACAAUUAUAACAUCAUUUUCUCCAACGACCCGUUAUCUGAUCUGACUUUCUUUUUUUCCGCGUGAGAAUGUGGAUUGUGUUCAUCUUUAACCUGCCAGCACUCUAACUCCCCGCGUUGCGUUGGCGCUGCGGAUCUAGCCUACAGGAACAAGAGCCAGCUCACAGCCGUGGAAACAAGCGAAUCAAUUUAGGAAAGAGAAAAGGAGAGACAGAUAGCGUGGUUGGGGGAAAAGGAGAUCGGAGAGGGGACGAGGGGAGACAGAACAGAGACAUUACGCAGCAGCCACCGAAACAUUAAGUGAGAAGCAACAGAUUCUACAGUGACAACUUCCACAAGCAAAUCCUUCGCUAAAUUUGAUUCUUGUGACAUAAUUAUCAUGGGAACAAAAGUUCACGGCUUCCUCAAAUGAGAUAUUAAAAAGAAAUCAAUGUGUCUGACUGUCAAAAAAAAAGUAUGAGCAAAGUAAAAUAGCAAGCUUUUAUUAAUAAAUAUAUAAACAUAAUAUCUAAUUUUUCCUCUGAUUUUUUUUUCAAAAGUAACUCCUCCACAGAGAAAAACAUCUAAAAGCAUUAAUUAUGAAUUUCAAGAUAAGCACUUAAAUUCCCCUGUUUGGAGGUGACAUAUCAACAUCAUAGCAAUAGGGGUGGGUCAUGACUCAGUUGCCAUGCGUGUUGUCAUGGUGACCAGCCCCUGCACCCCUUUCCCCCUCCUCUGGUUGGUCCAGCUUUUGUUGUGGUUUCACAACCAUGGACCUCAGCUGACAGAGGCAGCACCUCCUUGCCCAAACCCUUGUACCUGUUCCAACCAGGCAAGCCGUGUCAUCUGUACAAGGAAGAGUUUGGAUCAAAUCCCUGACAAUAUUUCAGAAAACACAAGAUACCUCAAUCUACAAGAGAACUCAAUUCAGGUCAUCAAGUCUGACACGUUUAAACAUCUGCGACAUUUGGAAAUUCUCCAGUUGUCCAAGAACCACAUUCGGCAAAUUGAGGUGGGAGCCUUCAAUGGUCUUCCCAAUCUCAAUACAUUGGAGCUUUUUGAUAACCGUCUCACAGUGGUACCGUCUCAAGCCUUUGAGUACCUCAGCAAGCUAAGAGAACUAUGGCUUCGAAACAACCCCAUAGAGACGCUGCCGGCCUUUGCCUUUCACCGUGUUCCCUCUUUACGACGUCUUGAUCUAGGGGAACUCCGGAAGCUGGAUUUUAUCUCAGAGGCUGCCUUUGAAGGUCUGGUAAAUUUGCGCUUUUUGAAUCUUGGCAUGUGUGGUUUGAAGGACAUCCCUAAUCUCACCCCACUGGUGAGACUAGAAGAGUUAGAGCUGUCAGGGAACCAGCUAGGGAUAGUCCGGCCUGGAUCUUUCCAGGGUCUAGUGUCACUUCGGAAGCUAUGGCUUAUGCACUCCAGAGUGUCAGUCAUUGAACGCAACGCUUUUGAUGACCUCAAGAACUUGGAGGAGCUUAACCUCUCACACAAUUCCCUGCAUUCCCUGCCUCAUGAUCUCUUCACCCCUUUGCACCAACUAGAGAGGGUCCAUCUCAACCAUAACCCUUGGGUUUGCAACUGUGAUGUCUUGUGGCUUAGCUGGUGGCUGAAAGAAACCGUUCCCAGCAACACCACAUGUUGUGCUCGUUGCCAUGCCCCCCCAGGUCUGAAGGGAAAGUACAUUGGGGAACUAGAUCAGACCCACUUUACCUGCUAUGCCCCAGUGAUUGUGGAGCCACCCACUGACCUCAAUGUCACCGAAGGCAUGGCUGCUGAGCUGAAAUGUCGUACUGGAACUUCAAUGACCUCUGUGAACUGGUUCACCCCAAAUGGCACUCUGAUGACACAUGGAUCAUACCGAGUUAGGAUCUCAGUGCUUCAUGACGGAACACUGAAUUUCACAAAUGUGACUGUGCAGGACACUGGGCAGUAUACCUGCAUGGUAACCAACUCUGCUGGAAAUACCACUGCAACUGCUGUGCUCAAUGUCUCUGCUUCUGAUCCCAGCAACAGCUACAGCUACUUCACCACUGUCACUGUAGAAACAGUAGAAACAGUUAGAGGAGAGGAGGAGAAUUCGGCAAGACAGUUUAUAAAUGAGACCUUCAUAGAUUUCCCUAAUCCUACCGUUCAGAGAGGGUUAGAUGGACGGCCUGGCAUAACUAUAUCACCUUCUCUCUCAUCUCUUUCCUCACUGUCACCAAGAGCUAACAGAGCAACUGAAAACACAGCGACUGUGUCAAUAAUGGAUGUAACUAACAUUCCAGGCCUCGAUGAUGUAAUGAAAACGACAAAGAUCAUCAUUGGCUGCUUUGUUGCGAUUACUUUUAUGGCAGCUGUAAUGUUGGUGGUCUUCUAUAAACUCCGUAAGCAACAUCAGUUACACAAGCAUCAUGGCCCAGCCAGAGCCAUUGAAAUUGUCAACGUAGAGGAUGAGAUUGGAGCUGGGGCUGGAAGUGGCAUCUCAGGUGGUUCAACAAUGAAUUCUGGCGCUGGUGGAGAAGGAACCUUAAGGAUACAUCAUCCAGAAAUAGUCAACCUUCCCAACAUUGGCCGCACGGACACCCUCAAUCAUUACUACAAAACACAUCAUUUCAAUAACAAUGUGAUGGGUCUUAGUGUUGGCGAGGGGAUGGGACCAGGAGGGAUGCUCAACAGCAAGAACCAGCAUGGCCAGGAUAUUCCAAUCUCUUGUACUUCAGUUCCUAUCUCUACAUCUAAUUUGCUUACCACAUCAGGCAAUGGCACCAACAUCAACUCCAGCUCUAUGUCCCCUCCACUGCCGAUGUCUCUCCCCAUGCCUACCAUGGGCUUACAUGGAUCGAUCAAGGGUUUCAUGGGACAAAACCAGAAUCCCCAAAUGGAGCCUCUUCUCUUCAAGGGGAACUCGAAGGAAAAUGUCCAAGAGACUCAGAUCUAAAAACAAAAGUGAGAGUAUAGAGGGAGAGUGCGCAAGAGUCAAAGACAGAGAGGGAAUUGAUGUCGGGUUUACGUGUGGAAUGAUAAGACAUUAGAGUGCAUUGACAUUACACCAGGAGAGAGGAUAGACUGACACGGCAAUACACAAACACAUAGACUUAUCUGUGACGGUGUAUUGAGCCAAGGAUUACAACAAUGGCCCACUUGUGUUUGUAGUAAUGACCAUGGCCAUGGAGAUCGAGGAGUGGACAUUGCUACAAUGUAAAUCUGUGCCAAAGCAAAUGUUUUUUGCAGUUUCUACAAGCUGUGUUCUCAUAGGAAAAAAAUAGUCUUUCAGAGUAAAUAAGUCCCCUAAUCAUUGUUUGCCAGCAGAGUUGAAAGAUACGCAAAGCACUUACCACACUGAAGAGCCGAGAUAUUGCAGAACAAAAUCCAAGAGACAUUUUUCUUCAACAACAACAAAAAAACAAACAAAAGAAAAAACAAAUAAAAACAUGAGACACAUGCUCUCUCAACUGACUCAAUAGACUCCCUCAAGGUGAAAAUUAUGUAGGCAUAAGUAGAUGGACAAAAAGGUACAGUGCAGUACAAACUACUGUGAAAAAUCCACAAAUUAUAUAAAUAUAUUUUCAUCUAAAUAUGUUUCAUUGCAGACUAUGAUGCAGACAUAUUUUGGGACGGAUGUAUAAGCUGGUAUCGUUUGUUUCUUUGUGAAUAAUCAGGGGCAGUGAUAGUGGAGGUUUGUUAUGAUUUAAGUUUGGCUACUUCUCAGAAACAUAAGGGCUCAAUUGCAACACUCAUUGUGAAUCUUCAAUUGGCUUUGUGACAUAAAGCCCAUUUAGGUUGUAGAACAGUAAAUGCAGAUCUCUGUUUGACAAACUUUUGUCUGUUGUUUUAGUAAUAAUCAUUACAAACUUUUGUGUUUUGAGAGUGUAUUAUGUAUUUUGCAAAGGCCAGCUACUUGGUAUUUGAAUUGACAAUUCUAAUACUUAAAUGCCAGCAUCAAGUAAUGGUAAAACAAUGUUUCAUAGACACAAAAAAGUAAUUUAAUGCCAAGCCCUGUAUGGGUAAAAAAAAAAAAGUGUUGAAAAUGUGUUAUUUGAAUCCGAUCAGUAGCCAGAUAUUUGCUUUUAGACUGGAAUUUGAUAUGACCUCCUUGCUCAUGGUUACCAUAGUCAUGCCAUAAAAUGCUGUCAUAAGGAUGAUUAGACAUCUGCAGCAGCAUUAAAGAAGGGAUUAAACAUCCAUCUUUGGAUGAUUGGAAUGAAUGAAAAUGUACAGUAUAUUAAUGAUAAUAAUGUCUGGUUGUAUGACAAUUGUAAGAUCCACAUUUUUACAGUGUAACUUUCAUAUGUUAAAUGCCAUUUACGCUUCUUGCGUUUCAACUAUGUAUUACUUUAUUUUUGUUAGUUUGAUAUAAUGUGUACAGUUGUCUAGCCAUGUAUCAUUACGUGUGAAAUAAAUCAAUCAUAUAUUGGGUUGUGGCGGGUCAAUAUGGCAACCACACAAGUAAAGAGUGAGACAUUAUGCAGUCCUCUGUGCUAAACCUGGAGUGAAUGUAUGGUUUGUGGUUAAGCCAUUAGUCAUCCUAGUAAUGAUAGAGACCAUCUGUUUUGUUAAGGUGCUCAGACAGGCUUUUAGUCACUCUCCUAUAGAUGGACUGCAGACACCACUGGAUCUGGAAAAUAAGUGUUUUCAUGAUCUUAGUCUUAAUGAGGGCACUUUAGUUUUGAAUUAGCCAGUAUGCUUGUCCCAUGGUAAUCAUUUUACAUCUGUGUGGAAAUGCUUUGGAAUGGGAAAGGAUAAGCAAGAUGCUGAAUAAAAUACAAGGUUACAUUUAUCAAAUAGUAAUCUAAUCUAAAAUGUUUGUUGCAAUUGAGCUCAGAUGGGACAUGUGACCACUCAGAGCUCUGAAUGAUUUUGUAAGUUUUGUUAUUUUCCAGCUCACCCACAGACCAAGUGUUUUUAGCUGAGAAUGUACUUCAAAAUGAUCCAUAUGAUGGAUUUUAUGUGCAUUAUGAAGGUCUUUGUUUUGACAAAUGAGCCCAUACUAACUGGAAGAGGACAUAAGGAGGACUAGUAAUAAUGAUGAUGAUAUGGGAGAUGAUUUAAGGUGAAAGCAAGAAUUUUCUGCCAUAGAGGUUAUGAAUUGAACAUUUUCUUUACACAUAACUUUGAUCCUGUGUAGUGCCUAAUAUCUACAACAUCUUUAAAAAUAUGUCCGGUUAUAAAUGUAUUAAACAGCAGAGGUUGUUAAAAUUGCAGCAGUGAAAUUUUGGCAGUUAAAUUUAAAAUCAACCGGAUAUAAUUAUGUGACCCUACCAACAGAUCUAGUGGACAGGGUUCAACUGUUGCCCCAUAGAGACACAAAUAGAAUAUAAAUGAGGGCUAAAGAUGCAACAUAUGGCGGCUCCCUUGAUGUGCUACAUUUGGAGGUUCUGCUGUCAGAUUUCAAAGAGCAUAUUAGAUAUCUCUUUCUCAUUUGUGUGAGCCUGUGUAUGAGGGUGCAUUCUUGCCUGUCAUACAUGGAACAAAUAGUUUUACCAGGACAUUACAUGUAAGUGUUUUGUUAUGGUGAGUCACCUUAUCAGCAAAAAACUGUUCCUUUCAUACCUCUAAUGAUCUGCAACGAUCAAUUAUCAUUAUUAUUAGUGUGGCGAAAAUGCUGAAGGGCUUUGUUGCAUCUAAGUAUACUGGCUGCUGUUGUACAUAUAUUUGAUGCUACUGUGUAGGAAGCUCGUCAUAGAAAUUUUAAGUAACAUGCUGACCACUUUUAAUGAGGAUGUUUGACUGGAACCUGAAUAUGUAUAUACUGGGAAACUGCGAUGUGCAGUUUGGCUACAGAUGGAGUACUGACAUAUGUGUACCCUUUGCAUCAUCCGUCGCUUACAAUGGAUGCUUCAGCCCAGAUGACAUUUAUGGGUUUGUUGGAAGAAAAACUCCAUAAUGAAAUGGAUUAUGGUAUCUGAGACACCAAAUUGCAAGACAAGAAAAUGGACUGACCUUUUGGUCCUGUAAAGGUAAGCUAUUCUGUUUGAUAAAACAAUAUAAAAACAACCUGGUCUGCUUUGAACGAUUUUUAAAAGGAGAGAGAACAGUGUUAAGGUCUAGAAAAACCUUCAUUGACAAACAAAAAAAGAAAACACAAAAAAAUGUCAUUUUGUGCUUUUUUUCUUAUUUCCAGUUGUUGGUUGUAUCUUAGUAACUGGUAUUAUCAACUUAUGUCUUUAUGGAUUGUCAUUAAAUUUUAUUUUUCCACCACACAUUCAUCCAGGUACAUGUGUGGCAGAGGAGUGCAUUGCUUCAGCUCAAACAAAAUCAAGAUGUGUUGUUCUUGCACUUCAAUGACUGUCAUACAGUGACUGAAAGGUUUCUUAUUUUACUGUUUGCCACUUGUGUGACUUAAAUUUUCAAUUUUAUUCUGCUACUAGAAUCAUCUGCCACUUUCAUUCUUUGUUGUAAUUUCACCUCACAAAAAAAUACUACUAACUAAAUAAGAAAUGAGCUAAUAAGUUCAAAAUGACAAGUGACAUUUCAAAUAAGUUAUUGCGUGAAAUUUUAUAAUACAAAAUGAAAAGAGUCUGAACUAUAA
Molecule: messenger RNA, 6725 nt
Organism: Melanotaenia boesemani (Boeseman's rainbowfish)
Lineage: Eukaryota; Metazoa; Chordata; Actinopteri; Atheriniformes; Melanotaeniidae
Gene: lrrc4bb
Product: leucine rich repeat containing 4Bb
Exons: 3
Coding region: 900-3134 (744 amino acids)
Cellular component (GO): plasma membrane
Molecular function (GO): protein binding
Source: RefSeq, a predicted model, not a curated record